Exophiala dermatitidis NIH/UT8656 is the source of this 4665-nucleotide messenger RNA. RefSeq names its product ATP adenylyltransferase. NCBI's taxonomy places the organism in Eukaryota, Fungi, Ascomycota, Eurotiomycetes, Chaetothyriales, Herpotrichiellaceae. Gene Ontology annotation, molecular function: ATP:ADP adenylyltransferase activity; ATP binding. The transcript has 3 exons. The coding region runs from base 179 to 1207 and encodes 342 amino acids. The record is from RefSeq and is a predicted model, not a curated record. Gene Ontology annotation, biological process: nucleotide metabolic process.
CACCGCAGCCACGGCUUGUCUGCUCGAUCGUAACCAGUGCAUGAGAGUCUUCUUCCUGGUGGGUGAUCGUUCAUUUCAUGAUUCAUCCCACCCGCUCUAUAUGGUUGCCUGAGUACCUCGUCUACUACAAGAGCUAUUGGUGAUUUGAGCCAAAGUUGCCCCGUCAAAAGGCUACGAAAUGCCCGAAGCCGACACCAUGCUGGGUCUUUCAAAGCCUCUGCGGAAGCUCGUUGUCGACAAGUUUAGCACUGCCUGCAAACACAAUAACGUGCAGUUCUCAGAAACCAGAGUGGCGCUACUUCGAAGUCAAGGGGCAGCCCCUUUUCAAUUAAGAUAUUGUCCAGCGCUGGCCAAAAAGACCAAAGAGGAUAAAGGCGACGCCAGCUCGAAGGAGUCCUCCAAAUCAAGAUUUGAUCCCUUUGCUGAUCCAGCCGAAGAAUUGCUGGUUGCCAAUAUCCCUGGCGGCAACGCGUCUCAUAUACUGGUUUUGAACAAGUUUCCCGUUAUUCCUAACCAUUUCAUCAUUGCCACCAAGGCAAACAAACCACAGACCGCUCUCCUGGAAGAAGACGACAUCGGGCUAACCUACGCCUGUCUACGGGCGUGGAAGGACCAGAAUCAGGAACAGGCACCCUCGCGUCUGUUUGCCUUUUUCAACUCUGGAGAGCAUAGCGGCGCAAGUCAACCGCAUCGCCACCUUCAGUUUCUUCCUGUGGAGGAUAUGUCAAGUCCACAAGCUCCUGGCUGGGAUUUGCUCCUGGACCGCAUGACGAAGCCUGCGCAUCCUACAUUACCUCUCUUCCGAGACCCUUCGCUACCCUUUUUGCAUUUCUCGACUCCGCUUGAGGGAACGCCAUCCUCGGCAAGCUUGCACUCCAAGUACAUGUUGCUGCUGAAGGCUGCACUGUCUGCUGCACUGCUUCCAGGAAAGUCUCUCGAACAAGAUAUCGAAGUUGAAAGAGACGGUCUGGCAGUGUUCAGUUACAACCUAGCAAUGACCACUGAGAGAAUGGCCAUUUGCCCGAGAAGAAGAGAGUCCGUUGCCAUCCCUGGGGCUGGACCUGCCAGCUCUGUCGCCCCAAAUGGCACAAUACUUGGUGGUACUUUGAUGGUGAAAUUUGAAGCGGAAUGGGACAUUCUCCAGCAAGAUCACUCAAUCUUGGACGGCAUGCUUACCACUAUUGGUUUUACGCCCAUUUCAUGGUAGACCCUUCAGUGGUUUCGACUUUCCGACGAGAUAGGCCCAACUCUGCAUCGACAGCCAUCAGGUCAGAAGCCUGGAUCACAGUUACCUGUAACGAGAGUGAGCACGAUGUUCUGCAGCUGCAAGGUUGCACCCCCAGCGACAGAUUUCCUGGACAGAUGUGAUGUUACAGACUCUGUGGCCACUCAGCCCAGCGCGGGAAAUGGGCUUGGCCUGCUCACUCUACACCCGCUGAAGUUCACUCCCCCAGCAAAUAAGCCGUUGUGGCGGGCUGAAAGAUCCGACAAUGCCAAUGAGAGCGUUCCACGGUUCGCUCGAAAAUGCUACGUAUUGCUUUCAAAAGUACAGCUCAGUACAACUGAACGGUCUUUGGAGGUGUUAUGACCCGAGCCUGGACGAUGACCAUAGUAUUCUACGCCAAAGGACAAAACGUUCUGGUACAUCAGAGGGGGUUGACGUCAGAUAACUUUGGUGGUGGACAAGGUUUGCGUUAGCGACCUCGACAUGCUGCCGCGCGACUCUCUACUGCUGAAAGUCCGCUUGACGAAAGCUUCGCGUUGUCAAAUUUUGAAUCGUUGCAGUAGCGCCAAGCACUGCACGCAUAUGCAGUCGUCACUGGGAGUUGGACUUGACGAACGAAACGAGUUAGUAAAGGCGCUGGUGUGUGUCUCGUCAAGGGCGAUUACCCGAGGAGAGCACCAUAAAAACUCCCAGCACGACCAGCAUUGACCGGUUCGUAAAUGCACAGCUGUCCAGGUCAAGACACAUCAGGUGGAUGCAAAGAGCAUCGCAAGCGACCCAAACGCCGUGGGAGAUGUCGACCAGAACCAAUGGGCGGGCCCUUGUUGCUCGUACACUGUAGCACUCGUUGGCGAGAAUCGUGAGUACCAGCGCAUUGGGAAAGCAGCACUCCAACAUCCCGCUUCCGCUAGGUUGGGCAGGGUCCUUAAGAGUAAAUACGCUGCUUGUAAUUGGCGGCAAUCGCUACUAGCGAACCGUCGAGCUGGCUACAGGCAUCUCCGGUAUCGAUGGCUGAAGCACUGCAGGGCAGUCAGACACGCAACGAUGCCAGGCGGCCGGUUGAGGGAGGCCAGGGCAGCAAUGGCGCCCGAUUCAGUUCAAGGUUGAGAAGCGGGCGGAGAUGGCAGAGUCCAGACUUCGAACUCUCGCUUAAAACGCAAGCCACAGCUCUCAAUCCGGCAUGGCCGCAUUUCAAGAAGCCCAGAGAGGUUAGUGACGGGAUACGAGACAGAAGAAACAGGAAGGUUGAGGGGCUUCCCUUUUUACAAGCACAGAAAUGACCCGACGAGGCUGAUGGCAGUGGCCGGGGAGUUUUACAGUACCAUCCCAAGGGAACUCUGCAGGCGGGCAAUCUCGACCGUGUCGCCCUGCCCCCGUUUCAAUCCCUCUCGACCCCCUUCCGUCAUGCCCAUGUGGGUGUCGGGCGCGGCGCUCUCGCUACCUGGCCGCGUGUAUCCUUUUAGUAUGCGCCCAAAACGCCCAGCUCGUUACCGGUACCCAAAAUGUCCCUUCCUUGGCCGUUUACGCAACAGUCCUUAGUAAAGCCCCUGUUGAUGCCGCAGCUCACAAGCUUCAACCCUCCAUCCCGGCCGUCGGGUCGGUCUAGGCCUUCUCCUGUAAACAAGGGAAAAGUCAUGAGCAACGCCAUAGUGGACCAGCACAUACAUCUCCGAGAACACCAUUGAGUACCAAACGUUAUGUACCAGUUGUUUCUGUCCAUUGGCCCUAUGCAUGCACAGCGCGUUGGGUUAUAGUGACCUAAGUUAAACUAGACUGGAGCAGAGAGGUCUUUAGCAAUGCCUUUGGUUGGCACGAUGUUCCUCCAUCUAGACCUGAGGCUGCACGGACACCGCUGCAUGGUCCUGAAAUUUGAUCACUUGGUCGCCCGCUGGCAAGGGUGCAUGCCGGGAGAGAAACGGUGCAGGGGCAGAAGUUGAGCGGUCUGGGAGGGGUUCCUUGCUAUAUGGCAAAUCCCGCCGCAGGAUCGACCAGCACCAGACCGCUGCCAGAAGGGAGAAAAACCAUCAGAUGCAUAGCCCAACCCUGUGGUACGGACCACCAUGGGUCUGGCAAGCAGGGCUAGGAGACCCUAGCUGUAUACAACUUGUGAUACCAAGAAAAAGCAACAAGCUCACAUGCUCGACUACCUCCAGACCGACAACAGACAUGCUCCUGCACUAGGCUUUCUCAAAUGAGCACAGGGGACCAGUAUAUUGGGGCAUCUCAUGUGAGAGGCAGUUGAUUGUUUCCCAAGGCCUCGCAGAAAAACUGGGCUUGAUGGCGAUCGGUUGCACGCGCCAUACUCGGGGACCCCAAAUGCUGAUUCCUCUGCAGCCUUACAAUGAGGCUCAGGCCUGCUUACGGAUAUCCGAGGAGAUGUAAUUACCACUGUUACGAUGAAGAAGGCUAGCCGGAGAUCAAGGGUUAAAUCAGUAUGCAGCACAACACCUCAGACGAUUGGAACGAAAAACUGGGUCGGUAACAAUCUUGCUGCGAUGGAAAAAAGGUUGCAUGUGUGUUUGCGGUACAGUUCUGGGGAGGCCUGGGAGGGUUGGUGAGGGGUCGUUCGUACAGAUAGGCGACUUAUGACGGAUGAGAGGCACAAGGGGAGUCGCUUGUGCAGGAAUAGGCACUACGGGGCAAUGAAACCCCCCAUUGCUCACAUGGUACCAGCAAUCGAAAGAGGGCGUCAAGCUGCUGACUACUAGAGUCGAUAAGUGACCAGGGGUCGUCCAGUUACGGCCGCGACCUGGUCCGCUACCAACAGGCAAUGUCCUUUUGGCAGCAGAGUUUACGAGAAUGAGGAGCUGCCAAUAGGAGGAGCAGGAGCUGGGAGGAGACAACAACAUGCUAACCCCUUUUCAAGUUAUUCGGAUCCCACGCCAGCAAGCCCCUACCAAACUACAACAACUUCUUGAAAGCUUUUUGGCAGCCACCGCAGCUUUCGAAUGACUUGUGCUGUGAUUGUUUUUCCUGUCGUGGACUCUCGGAACACCGGUCCCUUGUGCGAGUGCAUGGACCUGAUGGAUACCCUUUCCACUGGGGCAUGAUGGGCCACUUGUCACGGUGAGUACCGAGGCGUGUCGCUGGAAAUGUCAGACGGGCCGUGAAUAUCUAACCGAGAGGCACAUGCCACCACGACGCAACCACUGGCAGGUCGCCAAAGUCAAUGGCUAGUAGUGACUAAGUCAACUCAUGCCAUGUCAUGUCAGCCUGCAGUGCUAAUCAACUGAAGAGUGAAGGGGAACGGUUCUGCUUCAUGUCUUGGGCACGGAUAAAUGAAGAAGAGCACAUGCAAUAAUAAACGAGAGGGAAAGUAAGUGGUAGUGCAGUCCAGUCCUCAAAUCUUACAGUCCCUCUGGAGCCGAGCCAGACAAUUGAAAUUCGGUGGUUUCUGCAACGUUCCUGGGUCUGCAGCGGUGAGCAGUAAUCCUGGCGAA